AUGGCGCAGCAGCAAUGGCUGCCGCUGCGGAGUCAUCCUUGCGGCCCCUCCCUCUUCUCCGCCCCGAUCGCCGUUCGGGGGUGGAGGGUCGCCUCCCUUCGAAUCCCAAUCCUCGCUGCGGCGUCGGCAGCGCUCGGCUCGUCCUCGUCGGAGUUGAAGGCCGGCGGGGACGGGACCGCCCAGCUGACCGCCAGGGAGCGGAGGCAGAUGAGGAAUGAGAGGAGGGAAAGCCUCGCCGCCGCCGGCAACUGGCGAGAGGAGGUCGAGGAGAGGCUCCUCCACAAGCCCAAGAAGCGGGAUAAGGCCUCCUGGAAGGACGAGCUCAACCUCGACAACCUCGCCCUGCUGGGUCCUCAGUGGUGGGUCGUCCGCGUUUCCCGGGUCACCGGCCAGGAGACCGCGGAGCGCCUCGCCCGUGUUCUCGCCCGGAACUACCCCGAUUUGGACUUCAAGGCAAUCUUUCUGCUUCUGCCUCGCAGUUUCUUCCUCCAUCCUCGAGCGAUUCUUUCUUUGCCUUCAUCCCCGUCUUCUAUGUCGUCGUUCAGGUGUAUUUCCCCGCUGUGAAGGUGAAGAGGAAGCUGAAGAGUGGAUCCUACGCGGUCAAACCGAAACCUCUUUUCCCAGGCUGCGCGUUCCUACACUGCGUGUUGAACAAGGAGCUCCACGACUUCGUCAGAGAAUGUGAUGGAAUCGGAGGCUUCCUCGGGUCCAAAGUCGGAAACACGUCAGUGAAAUCCGUACCCUUACCCUGCCCUCUUCCAUUCUCCGUCUUAUGCUCAUCGUCCACCUCCCCGACUGCCCUCUGCUCGUCGGUAUUUCCAGUUUGGAUAAAAAAUAUUUAUGAUGUAAUGGGGGCGUACGAUUGGCUUCGAGGAGGCUGGUCAGGGUUCUACGUACGUGUGACUCGGACUGACUCAGCCUGCUCUGUUCCAAAUAACCCUGCUGGCCAUGGUCGAUAACCUUCCUUCCUUCCUUCCCUCCCUCCCUCUCGUGGAACAACAUCACACGUUUAAACAGGUACCGCUUGUAGUAUAUGCUAUCUGUGCAACAUCCAUAGCGGCUAGAAGGCCUUCCCUUGCAUUCAACACGCAUCGCAUGUCCUGCAGCAUUGAGGAAAACUCGACUAACUUUCUGGGGUGUUUUGAUCUGUCUUUGUUAGCAAUUUUCUGGGGUCGGUGAAGUUUGCUUCAUCCUUGUGCGUAACCUUUUCUGGCGGGUGAAAUCCUCUGUUGGUGGUCUAUGGGUUACUUCCUGGAAGCAUGAAUGAGUAUAUAAAUUAGAUUACUGGUUCCACAAGAUGGGAAGGGGAAUUCCCAUCCUCGUACAUGGGAGUUGUAGCAUCCGUUGCUCCGUGAUAUGUGGAAGCUGGGGCCUCCAUCCCUUGCCCUUUUUCCAGUUCAUUUGGAAAUUCGAUCACUGGUUUCCCCUCUUAUUAGUCCAAGCGCGAUGAUUCUGUGAGAAUUAACUCAUCCUUGAUUCACUCUCCCAGCAUUAAUCUGCCCAUUCUCUGAAACCCGUAGCAUCCAACGAUCGCGACAUGCUUGUCAUAGAUAUUCUAUUUGGCAAAAACCAAAAAGUAUUUGAACUGAUUUUCUCGUUCUUUCGAAGGAAGCGGCAGAUAAACAAGCCCAAGCCGGUCGCAGCUGAUGAGAUGGAAGCCAUAUUUCACCAAACCAAACGAGAGCAGGAGUUGUAUGAUCAAUCGUUUGAGGAAGAUGAGGCAGAUGCUGCCCCUGCUGUCGUGGAGCGGAAGAGCAACAGAGGGGGGUCGAAACCAGAUGCAAAGCCCAGAUCGCGCUCAAAGAAAGCUUCAGAAGCCGCUGGAACCGAUUCUAAAUCGCUCACUGGAAAGGAUUCUGAAUCACUGGUGCCAGGCUCAAAUGUUCGGGUUUUAUGCGGUCCGUUUAUGAACUACAGUGGCCUCCUCAACAAGCUCGACCGCAAGGCCGGCAAGGUCCGCGUCCCCGAAUCUUUCGUACGAUUAUCUUCUUAUCAUUCGAUUGGAAAUUAUUUGAUGAGUCGUCACCUUCUUGCGACCCAUUGAUCAAAAGCCCGCCUUUCCGAGGCUGGCAGCUCCUUCCCUGUUUGUUGUCCCUGAGAAUGCAAAAGUGAUUCCGGAGAAAUCUUGCAGGCAACCAUUGGAAUCAUGAUGUUCGGAAAUGAGACGCUCAUAGAAGUGGAAGCUAACGAAAUCGUCGCAGAAGCACGAUGA
This is a messenger RNA of Spirodela intermedia, 2212 nucleotides long. Lineage: Eukaryota; Viridiplantae; Streptophyta; Magnoliopsida; Alismatales; Araceae. The record is from the annotation of a GenBank genome assembly.